Molecule: messenger RNA, 579 nt
Organism: Encephalitozoon romaleae SJ-2008
Lineage: Eukaryota; Fungi; Microsporidia; Unikaryonidae
Exons: 1
Coding region: 1-579 (192 amino acids)
Source: RefSeq, a predicted model, not a curated record
AUGGCAGGGAAAAUAACCGCACUACCCUUCCUCAUGAAUGAUAAUGAAACCUUGGCCGGGGAAUUUGUUAGGAUACUAAUGGACAACCAUCGGAAAUCCACUCCGACAAGAAAACAAAGUGUUAGGGCACAGCUUAAGGUUGGGUUGAAAGAGAUGGGAGCACUUGUAGAGCUUUCCAAAGGAUAUUUGGAGAAGUUAGGGCUUGAGCUGGUUGGGAUUGGCAAGGAAGGCGUUAUCGAUCCUAUGACAGCUGAGAAAUACUUCAUCAGAAGAAUAAAACCUUCUCCUGCCACGGAAAAAUUCCUGCCAGAGGAGACCCAAAGGCUGAUAUUGGCAUUCACCUUUUUGAUUUUGGAACGAAAAGUAAUUGAGGUACCUAGAUUAUGGUUUUUCAUGCAGAAGACAGGGGUGUUUGAGAGCGAAGACGACUUUGCUGAGUUCUUGAAUCAGACAAAAAGGCAGGGGUAUCUCUUUGUUACCAAGGUCGAGGAAAGCCUCAUCAUUACCCCUGGGUGGAGAUAUCAUUGCGAUUUCCAUAACUUUGAUCCAAAAGGAUACUUUCGAAACAAUGGCCAUUGA